Hemicordylus capensis (graceful crag lizard) is the source of this 6577-nucleotide messenger RNA. It is a transcript of the gene SEPTIN5, whose product is annotated as septin 5. The transcript is spliced from 12 exons. The record is from RefSeq and is a predicted model, not a curated record. Gene Ontology annotation, molecular function: GTP binding; GTPase activity; molecular adaptor activity. Gene Ontology annotation, biological process: cytoskeleton-dependent cytokinesis; regulation of exocytosis. NCBI's taxonomy places the organism in Eukaryota, Metazoa, Chordata, Lepidosauria, Squamata, Cordylidae. The coding region runs from base 239 to 1348 and encodes 369 amino acids. Gene Ontology annotation, cellular component: synaptic vesicle; cell division site; septin complex.
CUUGGCCAGCCUCGCUGAUGCAGUAGCAGCAGCAGCAGCAGCAGCUUGGGCUGACACGCACAGAGAGAGAGAGAGAGAGCUUUUGUAGUCUGGGGGACAGGCAUCCAAGCAGGGAGGAGGGUUUCCCGGAAAAAGGGAACUGAUUGCCUCUGGAGGAAGCUGCCACAUCUGGGGAGGGAACCCAAAGACCAAGGAAGGGACCCAAAGAAGACCGAGGAGUGAUCUGCAAGGAAGCAAGAUGAGCACAGGCAUGCGGUAUAAAAGCAAGCUGGUCAACCCAGAAGAAAAACAGGACCAUGAGAAACAGUAUGUGGGCUUUGCCACGCUACCCAACCAAGUACACCGGAAAUCGGUGAAGAAAGGCUUCGAUUUCACCCUCAUGGUUGCAGGAGAAUCCGGACUGGGGAAAUCGACCUUGGUGAACAGCCUGUUCCUCACAGACCUCUACAAAGACCGGAAGCUUCUCAACGCGGAGGAAAGAAUCAGUCAGACAGUAGAGAUUGUGAAGCACACAGUGGACAUUGAAGAGAAGGGAGUAAAGUUGAAGCUAACGAUUGUCGACACCCCAGGAUUUGGAGAUGCUGUUAAUAACACUGAAUGCUGGAAGCCCAUCACAGAUUACAUUGACCAGCAGUUUGAGCAGUACUUCCGGGACGAGAGCGGCCUCAACCGGAAGAAUAUCCAGGACAACCGCGUGCACUGCUGCCUUUAUUUCAUUUCACCCUUUGGCCACGGGUUGAGGCCAGUGGAUGUUGAGUUCAUGAAAGCUCUGCAUGAGAAAGUCAACGUUGUUCCCUUGAUCGCUAAAGCCGAUUGCCUAAUUCCUUCGGAAAUCAAGAAGCUAAAAGAGCGGAUCCGGGAAGAGAUAGACAAGUUUGGAAUUAAAGUGUACCAGUUUCCGGAGUGCGACUCCGAUGAAGACGAAGAUUUCAAGCAACAAGACAGAGAGCUGAAGGAGAGUGCACCCUUUGCCGUCAUUGGCAGCAACACCGUGGUUGAAGCCAAAGGCCAGAGGGUACGAGGGCGACUCUAUCCCUGGGGCAUUGUGGAAGUGGAAAACCAAGCACACUGCGACUUUGUGAAACUGCGGAACAUGCUGAUCCGGACGCACAUGCACGACCUGAAGGAUGUCACCUGCGACGUUCACUACGAGAACUACAGAGCCCAGUGCAUUCAGCAGAUGACCAGCAAGCUGACUCAGGACAACAGGAUAGAAAGUCCCAUUCCGAUCUUGCCCCUCCCGACGCCAGAUGCAGAAACGGAGAAGCUGAUCAAGAUGAAAGAUGAGGAGUUGAGAAGAAUGCAAGAGAUGUUGCAGAAAAUGCAAAAGCAGAUGCAAGACCAGUGAGAGAAGGCAGGGAGGAGAGGCAAAGGGAACCAUCCUUGUCGCCUGUCUGCCGUUCAGCCGGAAUUGCGGACACUCUAGGAAGGACUUUCCCAUUGCACAGAGACUUGUGAGCAAGGCUCAUGCUCCCUCCAACUCAGCAGUAGCAACCUUUUGCCAUCAGGAUGUCUGAGAGACGGGAAGGGGGGUGGGAGAGAGAUUGGUCCCUUGCGGUUGACCGAAAGCCCCUCCUGCGUUGCGAAUCUAGCCAAACACAAGCCUCCAUUUCCUACUCUUUCCCUCUGAUGUACUAAACUCUUGUUAAGGGAAUGUUCUGGUAUUUACAGUCCCGAUGUCUAUGGCAUAUGAAUCUGAGGACUCUGUGUAAAUACUCGUCAAUGUUUACUCCUAACCAAGGUGCUGUGAUCUGCCCGCCACCCUUCUCUUCCCUUUAACCCCAACCUCUCGGAGGUUGUAGUAGACGCUGCAAGGCCAACGAUACCUCUGAACAAAGUGCUCGUGAGGAUGGGCCCAACCAGUGACCUCUCACCUGGGGGCAUUCUGUGCUUUUCCUGCCACUUUGAGUGGACCAGCAGCCAUUUGUGUAGAUAUUCAGUGAAGGCUGAUAGGUUGGACUUGGGGUCCUCUUCAUUGGUUCUCAAUUCAGUGAAGGCUGAUAGGUUGGACUUGGGGUCCUCUUCAUUGGUUCUCAAUUCAGUGAAUGCUGAUUGGUUGGACUUGGGGUGCUCUCUGAUGGUUCUCAACUCGGUGAGAGCUGGUAGGUUGGACUUGGGGUGCUCUCCGAUGGUUCUCAACUCAGUGAAUGCUGAUUGGUUGGACUUGGGGUGCUCUCUGAUGGUUCUCAGUUUGGUGAACGCUGAUAGGUUGGACUUGGACAUUGGGUGCUCUCCAAUGGUUCUCAGUUUGGUGAUUGCUGGUUGGUUGAACUGGGGUUUCCUUUGAUGGUUCUCAACUUGGUGACUGCUGAUUGGUUGGAUUUGGGGCGUUCGUCAUUGUUUCUCACAUUGAUGAAUGAUGGUUGUUUAGAUUUGGGGUGACCUUCACUGGUUCUCAAAACAUUCCUAACUUCUUUUCCUGCUAAGAAACUCAAGGCACUUUUGCACCAGGGGGAAGGAGAUAUGGGCUUGCUUGUGGGGAAACGUAAUACAAACCAGUUUCAGCUACACUUGUUUUAGGUGAGACAGACUACUACAGAGUGGCAUUUGGAUGUUGGAAGCUCCUAAAUGACUGAGGUAAGAAUCUGUAAGAAAAGCCGUCUAGCAUCAUUUCCCCAUGCUGGUCCGUUCUCGUUCUCUCUUGCCAGCAAUGCAGAACUCCAGAGAAAAUUGUUCACCAGGCUUCUCAGUGGUUUUCCUCAGUGCUCUUUCAAGUCUUAGGUCUUCUUUAGGGACUUUACCUAAAAUAUAGAGCAAAAUGUGUCAUUUUUCCCACUUGGAAUUGUGUUGUGGAUUUGGAAGAAAGGUUACAGAAGAUGCCACUCCUUCAUUCAGAUCCACUGUGCCAUGCAGAAUCGGCGUACGUUUUGCUUCUUCCUCCUUUUGCACUUACUCAAUUGGCAUCAUGGGUUUUGUAACCUUAAGGCUGCGCACAGAUCCAAUGCUAGGAGCUGUGUAACCACAAAUGCGGCAUAAUUGUGAGCAAAAUACCUGUGCGUGAUUGCUAUACUGUUUAUACAGUGACUGUAGAUUACAAAGCCAGUGAUGCAGUGAGACUGAGAGCAAGAGACACAUGAAAAUAAGGCCUCUUCCUUUGCUUCUGUGUUUCAGGUGGGGGGAAUCCUGGCCCUGCCUUGCCCCAUGAAAGGAACCACCUCUUUUAAAAAAAUAAGCACUGAGGUUCUGUUAUAUGUGUUUCGGUGUUAACUCCUGAAACAGCGGAAGUGGAAAUUCCAGAGGAGCUGAGGGUCUGUAUGUGGCUUAAACUGGAACCAGAGAAACUGGCCAUCUGGGACUCUUAGCAACUUAAAUAUGCUUCCUACCGGCUUCAUAGCACACAAUAUUCCCUCUGGCUCUCUUUCUCUCUCUCUCUCAAAAACAUCUACACAAUGCCCCAAGGGUACCGCCUGCUUUUCUGCACCUCCUAGGCCGGCCACAUUUUGGUCUCCUUAGGGCCCCGGCUAGGGAGCUGUUUCAUGAUCUCCCUCCCGCGGGGAAAGCAGAGAGAGAGAGAGAGAGAGAGAGAGAGAGAGAGAGCGCUGUUGAGCAGAGAUAAGGUUGCUGUAUCUGCAGUGUGGCCUGGCUUUCUGUGAUGCGCUUAACGCUAACCUCAUGUCCAAGAAGGAAAAUCAUUGGCUGUGUGGCCUUCUCUGAUAAAGCAGGACUUGAGGAGUAUUUUGAGAAGGUUGCAUGGAAGGCGGAAGGCAAAAUGUGAAUUAAAAUAGAGCCUAGCCAGCUCUUUUCUCCCCCUCCCUCUUGCUAGGUUGCUAGAUGAAGCCCCAUAUGAGAGGAUUCUUUCCCAUAGGUAUAACUGAGUCGAGGUCAUCACAGCAUCCGUAAUUCACAUUUGCAGUAGCAGAAUGAGAAAGCGUUGGCGAAAUGAUUCUCCCUCACCCCGCAAACGUCACUGCACAUAUUUGCCCUACAUCAUGAAGAAGAAAAAUUAUUUUAGGCCAGUGCUUACAUUAUAGUUGUAGUGUGGUUCUUCCCAUCAAGAACAUCAACCACAUAGGUGGCCAUGUUUAUAAAGUGGCUCAGGCAAUUUUAGCCUGGAAAUUCCCCUUCUUUGGGGAGUGGUUUUGCUUGGGAUGCUAAAUGGCUUGAACGAUAUGUGUUACCACUUUAUACAGUUAGCUUCCCAUUCAAUUAGGAGUGUGGCUGAACUGAAGCACGAUUUUUCUCAGGUGAGGAGGGUUCUAAACAGGAGCAAGUCAGCAAGCCCAUUCCGAGUGCUGACAGGAAGCAUUGCCCUCACUCUGAAUUGGCCUUGUGACCUUGUUGCGUAGCCAGAUCUGAUUGGCUUUGCGGUGUUGACAUCACACUGACUUUGUGGUCCCUGAUGGGUUGGGCUCAUUAUUCCCAGCAAGAUGAUUAUGAUAUUUUGUUUUGUUUUUUAAAAUGGUGGAAAGUAACUGCCGAGAGGGCCAGCAAGUAACUAGAAAACAUUUAUCAGUUGUGGAGUUUGGGGGAAAAUUUCAAGCCAUCCAAGAUUAUUUCUGCACAGCCCUGAUUUAAAGAGCCUGUGUGGUUUGUGUUCAUAGCAGCAACCACACGUCCUGUAUAAGGUAAAGUUAGUCCUUAAGUCCCUUGAUUCCUUGCAGUUGUAUUCUUUAGAAGUCUAUGAUGGCCUUUUUGAGAAAAGAAAUCCUCUAGAGAAGAAUGAACUGAUUUUGUUAGCUCAUCUCCUAGCAUCAUAAUUCCAUGAUUACCGGAGUUGUAUGCUCUCAGCCGAACUGUUAUGGUCAAGGAAAAGUAUUCCUAGGUUGUCAUCAGCUGCUGCUGGGGGCUGUGUGGUGUUAUGACAUCACACUGACUUUUUGAUCCCUGAUUGGUUGGGCUCACUAGUCCCAGCAAGGAAUAGUGACUGAAAUGUUUGGUUUUGCUUUUUUGAAAAAAUGGUGACAUCACACUGACUUUUUGAUCCCUGAUUGGUUGGGCUCACUAGUCCCAGUAAGGAAUAGUGACUGAAAUGUUUGGUUUCUACUUUUUUUUUAAAAAAAAAAUGGUGGCAAAGUAAUUGCUGAGAGGGAAAGGAAGCAACUUGAAAAAGUAAUCAGUUGUGGACUUGGGAGAAUGGAGAUGUGGAGUUGUCCUCAUUCCUUGUGAUGGAAUCUUUUCCCUUUUUGGAGUAAAUAGCUGCUAACUCCGAUCCAGACAGCUGAAUUCCACAGCUAUGAGCAGAAGAGGAAACCCUGAAAUAUUGAUGCAACCGCUGUUCUGCAAAGGGUAGAGCAUAGGGCAGGAAAGGGAACUAGAGAACUGAAAUCUGCAAGCCACGCGAGCAUGGGAAGGCUCAUAUAUUUCUGGGUUGCCUUAAAGAUGCGAGUAUAAAGGCUCUCAGUCUGUGGGAUGGAUGCCCCAAGGGGGUCAAGGAGGGAGAAAUCCUGAGGCCGGUGGAACUCCCCGCCGCCGCCACCUCCACGCAAAUUUGGUAUUUCCAUUCAGCUCUUUUAAAAUUUCAGUUUCUCAUUGGGAGAAAACCUGAAAUUCUCUUUUGAAGUUCCAGGGACGUUGACAGCUCAGUUUUUUAGUACCCCGGUCCUCCGCAUUGCCUGACACUGGUGGAUGCAUUGGUGAUCAAUAGCUCCAAAAACUGGAAGAGAAGGCUGGAUUCUUUAGAGAAACCAGGACACUGCCUUAAGGACAGUUGCCUUAUGUCCAUUACGCUGGGUUCUGUGGAUCUCUGUUACCAGUUGCAUCUGGCCAAGGGAAAACCACACUGGCACUAGCACAGAAGUGUGGAGACAUGUGGAAUGGGCCACCCCAGCCCGUUCAGGAUAUUUCCCUCCGUAUUUGGGAAAUGGUGACCCUCUGUUAUGGGUCUUAUAAGAGCCUGCUCAGCUUAAGUUCAUGGCCCUGUUGGCCACAUGUGGGACAGUCCUAAAAUGAAGAACGCUGACCAGUUUUGUUGCUUUCUCCGCCUUCCAGUCCCCCCUGCCGACUUCCUUUCCACUUUCAUACACACACACACAAACACACACUGACGUGCACGCCUGCUAGUGUGGUGUUCUGUUUGGGAAUCUCUCGGGCAGGGGGCAGCACCCCCAUACUUACAUGAGCAGUACAUGGGGUUGCCCUCUUACAGGCAUUCGUAUGCUGUGCCCAACCAGAGAGACGAGGGCACAAGCUGAGUUUUGCACGCAUACACUGAUUGCUGCUGCGAUUGGUAGUUGGCCACAGAAUGGUACUGGCUUUUUGCUUGCUCUCACAGAUCUAUCUCCGCAUGCCUUUCCCCCCUCUCUGUGUGUGGGAGAGUUGUGUUCUCUGUACAAUGGCUCUUACCUUUCUUAGGCAUCCUCGCCUCCCUUUCUCACUGCAGCUUGCUUGUGCUUUUGUGACACCUACCUUGCCUUGCUCUUUUCUGUACAUAUCUCGUCGGCGCUCUCUCUCUCUCUCUCUCUCUCUCUCUCUCUCUCUCUCUCUCUCUCUCUCUCUGUAAAUUUCUGUUGAACAUUUUGUCAUUGUGACCCAAGAGAACCUUUUAAACAUAUCCAUUUUAUUAAAAUUAUUAUUGUUAAUAUUCAUAAUGUUUACUACCUGAACUGAUCAAUGAAGUAAAUUAAAAACAAGAACCAAC